This is a messenger RNA of Ochotona curzoniae (black-lipped pika), 710 nucleotides long. Its product is annotated as protein BTG2. The transcript has 2 exons. Gene Ontology annotation, biological process: negative regulation of mitotic cell cycle; negative regulation of cell population proliferation. The record is from RefSeq and is a predicted model, not a curated record. NCBI's taxonomy places the organism in Eukaryota, Metazoa, Chordata, Mammalia, Lagomorpha, Ochotonidae. Bases 106 to 582 code for a protein of 158 amino acids. Gene Ontology annotation, cellular component: cytoplasm; nucleus.
GCGCAGAGCUCGAGGAGCGGCCAGGCUGCGACCCUGGCUCCCCGGCAGGACCCGCGGACACCUCCGCCUGGGACACCUCCGCCUGCUCCUGGCGUUACGCACGACAUGAGCCACGGGCAGAGAGCCGACAUGGUGCCGGAGAUCGCCGCGGCCGUGGGCUUCCUCUCCAGCCUCCUGAGGACGCGGGGCUGCGUGAGCGAGCAGAGACUCAAGGUUUUCAGCACGGCGCUCCAGGAGGCGUUAACAGAGCACUACAAACACCACUGGUUUCCCGAAAAGCCUUCCAAGGGCUCUGGCUACCGCUGCAUCCGCAUCAACCACAAGAUGGACCCCAUCAUCAGCAAGGUGGCCAGCCAGAUCGGACUCAGCCCGCCCCAGCUGCACCAGCUGCUGCCCAGCGAGCUGACCCUGUGGGUGGACCCCUACGAGGUGUCCUACCGUAUCGGGGAGGACGGCUCCAUCUGUGUCCUCUAUGAGGAGGCCCCGGUGGCUGCGUCCUGCGGGCUGCUCACCUGCAAGAACCAGAUGCUGCUGGGUAGAACCAGCCCCUCCAAGAGCUACGUGAUGGCCGUUUCCAGCUAGACGCCGCGCUGUGGCCGCCACCACCUGCCACCCGCUGGCUCCAUGCUGAACUCAUCCUGCCGUGACCACAGGCCGCCGCAUACCUCAACCUGGGGAACUGUGUUUUUACAUGAAGAGCUAUUUAUAUA